Cuscuta campestris is the source of this 3400-nucleotide messenger RNA. Lineage: Eukaryota; Viridiplantae; Streptophyta; Magnoliopsida; Solanales; Convolvulaceae. The record is from the annotation of a GenBank genome assembly.
AGCAGCAGCUGCGGCAGCUGCUGCACGUGUUCUUGCUGGACUACCUCCACAUCAAAGGCAUAAUCUCUCAUCAAGCUCUGAAGAAUUAAGUUCAAUUUAUGGGAGCAUAUCUCCCCGUCAAAUGUUAGAUGAUCUCGAGGAAGAAUUUUAUGAUGAGGAUUUUGAUCCGGUAAGACAUGUUUUGGAGCAUAUUCCAACUGAUGAUAAUGAAAUGGUAUAUUUUGAAGAAAAGGCUGCUUUUAGAUUAGCACAACUGGAUAGAAUUGCUGAACGCCUUUCACGCCAUGUUAUGGAGCACCAUGAAGUCAUGGUGAAAGGAAUGAAUCUUGUCAGGGAACUGGAAAGAGACUUGAAGGUUGCAAAUGUUAUUUGCAUGAACGGGCGGAGACACCUUACAUCUUCAAGGAAUGAGAUAUCAAGGGAUCUUAUCGUGCACAGGAAUUCAAAAAAGAAACAAACACUUUUGGAUAUGCUCCCAAUCUUAGCAGAGCUCCGUCAUGCACUGGACAUGCAAGCCACCCUUGAAACUCUAGUGGGGGAAGGAAACUUCUCUAAGGCAUUCCAAGUACUCUCGGAGUAUUUGCAAAUUCUGGAUAGUUUGUCACAACUUUCAGCAGUACAAGAAAUGAGCCAUGGUGUUGAGGUUUGGUUGGGGAAGACACUUCAAAAAUUGGAUGCACUUUUAUUAGGAGUAUGCCGGAAUUUCAAAGAGGAGAGUUAUAUCACUGUGGUUGAUGCUUAUGCCCUAAUUGGGGAUGUUUCCGGUCUUGCUGAAAAGAUACAAAGUUUCUUUAUGCAGGAGGUUAUCUCUGAAACACACAGUGUCCUGAAAACUAUUGCGCAAAAGGACUUUGAAAGUACCCAUGAGCAAGGUGAAAGGCUCACAUACAGUGAUCUGUGCCUUCAGAUGCCCGAAUCUAAAUUUAGGCAGUGUUUGUUGGCAACCCUAGCUGUACUAUUUAAGUUAAUGUGUUCAUAUCAUGCAAUCUUGAGCUUCCAGCUGGAUGGGGUCUCAACCUGCCAAACCCUUGCUAUGCAUGACAUGCAGGGUGAUGGCUUGUUUCGUGAACCAACAGGGGGGCCUCAUGUUCCGUCUUCCACUGAAGAAACAGCAGCAACUAAUGUAACUUUGACAGAUAAUACUGCAGCCUAUUGUCCCUUGGGUAUGGAUAAUGGUGAAGAGGUAAGAGAUGGUGGAAAGACAGCAUCAAGCAGCGGAUCUCCCUGGUUUCAGCUGCGCAAGGAUGCUACAGGCUUUGUUUCACAAAUCUUACUCCGAGGUCGGAGAAAUCUCUGGCAACUUGCAACAAGCCGCGCAGCAGUGUUACUUUCAUCUCCUGCUGUGUGUUCUACCAGUAUUCAUCAGUUUCUAACAAUGUAUGAAGAUCUGAAUCUUUUUAUCUUGGCCGGGGAAGCAUUCUGUGGGAGUGACGCUGUUGAGUUCAGGCAGAAAGUGAAAUUAGUAUGUCAAAAUUAUUUUGUUUCUUUUCACCGGCAAAACAUAUAUGCAUUGAAACUGGUGCUGGAGAGGGAGAAUUGGCUGAUAUUGCCCUCAGAAGUAACACAAGUAGUAAGUUUUGCAGGUCUCAUUGGUGAUGGGGCAGCCUUGAUUGCUUUGACUAGGAGCUCUCCCAGAAGUCGAUUGGGGAAUUUACAUACGUCAAUAGAACUCAUCCAAUCUGACUCUAGGAGAAGUGGAUUUUCUAAGUGGUCAGAUAAUGAAAAUCCUUUUCUGAUGAAAUUGAAUUGUAGUUCAAAGGAGUAUAUGGAUUCAUGUUUUACUGGAUCACCACCUUCUAGAGACGUCCAAAGCUCUCAUGGGAGUUCUUACAAUAAGAGUUCUACUCAGGAAAACCAUGAUGAAAGUCAAAUGAACGGGAAUGCUUCUCCUUCAGAAGAUGAAAAUGAUGAUCUUCAUGCUGAUUUUAUUGAUGAAGAUAGUCAACUUCCAAGCCGGAUUUCCAAACCUAGUCAUUCAAGACAUCAGUCAUCACUUUCAAAUGAUGAUGAAAUAACAGCACAUACAGGAUCAUCUCUAACUCUCCUGAGGUUACUAGAUAAAUAUGCAAGGUUAAUGCAGAAGCUAGAGUUCGUAAAUGUAGAAUUUUUCAAGGGGAUUUUCCAAUUGUUUGGGAUCUUUUUUAAUUUUGUGUUCGAGUGCUUUGUGAAUCAGAGUACUCUCCCUAGCGGAAGAAUCUCAACAGACAUGCUUUCUCAGAGGCUAAAGACAGCAUUAUCAAGAAUAACACAAGAGUGUGACCAAUGGAUGAAACCACAUGCUGCUCCAUUUAAUUCAUCUUCACCCACAACUUUAAACACGCCAUUCGCUCAUAUGGAUGUCACUCCUACAAGCCCACCCAGUUUAUUAGCUGGUACAUCUUUUAGUCUCAAGGAGAGAUGUGCAGGCGCUGACACUAUAUCUCUUGUUGCUCGAUUGUUGCACAGAUCUAAAGCUCAUCUUCAGUCAAUUCUUCUGAAAAAUAAUCCAGCAACUGUUGAAGAUUUCUAUGUGCAUUUGGUGGAAGCUGUACCGGACCUUGUAGAACAUAUUCACAGAACAACAGCGAGAUUAUUUCUCCACAUAAAUGGGUAUGUUGAUAGGAUUGCUAAUGCUAAAUGGGAGUUGAAAGAUCUUGGAUUAGAGCACAAUGGAUAUGUGGAUUUGCUUCUGGGGGAGUUUAAACACUACAAAACGAGGCUUGUUACUGGAGAAAUUCAAAAGGAGGUUCAAGAUCUCCUAUUAGAAUAUGGACUAGACAUUGUUGCUGAAACUCUUGUUGAAGGACUAUCGAGGGUUAGGAGGUGCACAGAUGAGGGAAGAGCUCUUAUGUCUCUAGAUCUUCAGGUAUUGAUCAACGGACUAAAGCAUUUUGUUUCCAUAGAUGUGAGGCCGAAGCUACAGAUAGUUGAAACUUAUAUCAAGGCAUACUAUCUUCCAGAGACUGAGUUCGUGCAUUGGUCGCGCGCUCAUCCGGAAUACACUAAAGGUCAAGUGGUAGGUCUUGUCAAUCUUGUUGCCACAAUGAAAGGUUGGAAAAGAAAGACCAGGUAUGAAGUGUUGGAGAAGAUUGAAUAAGCGCUGCUUUCAAACCCUCAACACUUGCUAGGUCUUGUGGAUUCUGGGUUCUGGUUUAUUGUGAUUAUGGUUAUUAUUCAAAAAUGUGUAUAAUCCAUGUAAUUUGUUUUGGUUGAGGUUUUAUUGUUAGGAUGAUCAAAUUAAGUUUGUGUCUUCUUUCUUCUCUUGUAUCAUAAUGCCCUCCCUACCUAGAAAAGGCAUUUUUCCCCAAAGGUGUAAUCUUCAGCCACAAAAAUACAGAUUGAUGCAGUUUUCUGGUUAUGUAGAGUUGAUCUGAGACUGAUGUAAUAUUCUUACCACUCAUAAUGAAACACUAUGUGUUGC